Molecule: messenger RNA, 3072 nt
Organism: Chara braunii
Lineage: Eukaryota; Viridiplantae; Streptophyta; Charophyceae; Charales; Characeae
Source: the annotation of a GenBank genome assembly
CGUCGACAUUUGGAAUACCACACAGUACCCUUUCGACUAACCGCGAGAGAGACAUGUGCAGGAUUAUAUGGAGUAUCGUGGCAUCCGGAAUAACAAAGAGGUGGGAGUUGGAGUGCCGGAGGAUGACGAGGUGCAGGAUGUUUUGGACAGGGAGGGGGAGGACAGCGAGGGAGGACAGUGUGGCGCCGAGGACGAUGAGAUGGACACAGGGACGGAGGGUGAGGGCGAGGGACCGACGGAGAACGGCGGUGAGGACGAUGUUAUGGAGUUAGGAGCGUCCCUUCAGGGGGGAUCAUUGAAGGCACGACGCACUGCUCAUCAGACAAGGACUCGCGCGCCUAUGGAUGGUCGUGGGAAGAGGAGGGCGGACACCGCUCCUGCGGCACGCGUGCCGGACCCGAAACGUUUGAAGCAGGUCAGACUGGAUGAGAUGUACGACCCGGAGUGGCAGACCACCUUCGACCAUCUCUUCCUGCAGUGGUGGUAUAUUGGCGGUGUCCCAUUUGAGAGGGCGAGGAUGCCCGAGUACAGGGCCCUCACGAGACAUUUGCAGAACAUGCCCUUGGGCAUGAAACCUACUUUGCCCCAGUUCAAGCGUAUAGCAUGCAGUGGCAUACAGGAGGAGCGUGCGUACAUAGUUGAUAAGCUACGUGACAUACGCGAGCAGAUGCAGAACACAGGGGCUACCAUCCUCACGGAUCGUCAGACGUCGUCUUGCAGCGCUGGAAGAAGAUCAGGUACUCUGCCGCCGGGGUCAUUGACGGACGAGGACAUUGUGCACCAGGCGCGCAGGAUGCAGCGUGCCUCGACGGUUCGCCACCCCCCUGCAAUUCAGACUAUGUUUGGUCGUCGUGCAGCUCAUAUUGAGCUGUACCACGAGGAGAUCGAGUACGAUCCACCCACGAACCCGCAUGCUGCAGAUGAGAUGGAGGCAGGGCCCUGGACGGACCCGGAGGACUUGGAGCAGAGAGGCAGUGACACACCUGAUGUUGGUGACGAGUUCGGCGGAGAGAGUGAUCAUGAGGCUGCCAGUGAUAUGUGUUCGCGGGAUCGGCAGAGCCAUUGUGAUGUUGAUCGCAUGACCCCUCCCUUGACUAGGAGUGCGACGGAUAGACGGCGCAAUCAGACACAGGUUGUGCGAUCGUCGAGCGAGGACGAGGGAGGUGACAGGUCAGACGACGGAGAUGCCGCCGAUAACGAGGACUCCGACGUCGAGAGAGAGGGACCCGACCAGGACAGAGGACAUGGGGACGAGUAUGGAUUCGACGGUGGUGACGGUAAUGGGCUGAUUGAGGACGGAGCGGGUGGCGCCUUCCUUGUUACUCCUAGCCCCAGUGCAGCGGGCGGGGGCGGUAGUGGCGGACAUGGAUUUGGUUUGGCGGUACCGCAGGGAUCGAUUCCCUCAGGCAUUUUCAGUGACGGCUUCGACCUUGGACGUCCACCCACUUCAGAUGCUUGGCGCGGUGGGGACACGACCAGGGCGAGGGAGAUGGGGUGUAGUGUAGGGGAGGUCACUGCCGCCAGACUAGCAGCAGAGUGUAGACACGAUGGUCCUGCAGAUGUUGCAGAUGGUGGAGGACUCAGCACAGAGGGACACGUGGUGGAUCGUGCGGACGACCACCAGGAGGACGCGAGGGUAGGGUUGGGUGGUUUAUGUGGGGCCAGCGACACGGUACUACCCACUACUGAUGAGGCGGACGGGGGCGACGGCGCGGCCACGAUAGUUGCAGGGGGGUUGCUUGGGUGCGAUGGCACGGAGGUGGAUGCUAUGGUUGCACAUCGCAACGAGGAGGAGCGACAGGUGGACCCUGGGGACGUUGUUGCACACCCUGUAGAGGCACACGUGCCCAACAUGUUCCCACUCGAGCGCCACACUGUUGGGAUUGAUCCAGUGAUGGGCAGGAGCAAGCAUAUAUCGAAGAGGCUUUGGAAGGCUGUGCCUCCAUGUUCUUUCAUGCCUGUUAGUCCGCCAGCACCCUCGGGGGUACCGGGGGAUAUUGGGAAAACUAUGGAGAUGGCCGACUUGUUCAAGCAAUUGACAGGUCGGAGGGUUAUCGACCCGGGAGGGGUAUCAUGGGGAGCAGGGCCAGUUGCUGCAGGGAAACGACCAGCAUGUGCAGGGGCGGUGAGUGGACGGGGAGGUGAGUCUGGUGACAGUUUUGUGGGCGGGGGAGGUGGUCCCGCAGUUGUCGGCGGACGGUCGGGCCUUUCGGGCGGGAGUUUUGGUUGGGGAGAGGGUUCUGCUGCGCCGGCGACGGCAGGAGAGCGCGGGCAGGUGCAGGGUUCUCCAUCACCUUCAUUGAAGGCGAAGGGGAAGUCCGUAUCGUGGAGCGGCAUCAGCAGGGUCACCCGCAAACUCAAGGAUGCUAUGCCUGGGGUCACGGGUGAGAGGAGGGAUCGUGAGGGGAGGUUGACAGAGAUGUUUGCGGACGCAGCAGACUGGGUAUGGAAGGGAGAAAGGUUGGAGCAUCCUAGUGUCGGGUCGUCGUGUGCUGCAGAUCGACGGGGCAGCACGAUGGUUGCACCGCCGUCACGACUGCCCACAACAGGUGAGGCACAGCGAGAUGGUCAUCAAUGUCCGAAAGGGCGAUCUUCCACACGUGCUUUGCCAGGUGCCCGACCACCCCCAGCAUUGCUGGAGGAUAACCCUGAUCUUGUCACUUUGCAGACGAGCCGUGGAGGUUGUACUUCUACUGCACACAGGAUACUGGAUGAGGAGCCGCGACGUCAGACGGGUACAGGACCGGGCAGUCGUCGAGCUGCUGGGGGUCGCACGGAGGAUUCCACGACGGAUGGGGUGCCCAUGCCUAGGGGUAGGAAGACAUACACGACUCUGACUGGCGUUUUGGGACGUUCUGCUGGAGGGGGUGUUGAGAGAGAGGCGGAGGUCCAGGAGGCAGAGAGGGUGGCAGCCAGAGCAGUUGCCAGUCGUGCCGUAUCUGCGUCACAGCAUCUGGAGAGGGAGAGGAGACGGCGGUGAAGGUGCGCAAAGGUGGCGAGAGCGCAUCAUCGACGAUGAUGACAUAGACGACGGGCAGUGCGAUGCGUCGUAGACUAGGACUUCGAUUUCGC